Molecule: messenger RNA, 1465 nt
Organism: Fomitopsis serialis
Lineage: Eukaryota; Fungi; Basidiomycota; Agaricomycetes; Polyporales; Fomitopsidaceae
Product: Alpha/Beta hydrolase protein
Exons: 7
Coding region: 177-1169 (330 amino acids)
Molecular function (GO): catalytic activity
Source: RefSeq, a predicted model, not a curated record
ACCAUGGCGGCAGUACCGGUGCUGAAUCAGAGUCCUUGGCAAGGAUUUCACGAGCAGGGGCCAGUUGCCCGGAGCCCGGUUUGACGCGGACGCCUGGAGAUUGCGCAGGCGCGUCCGACCCACCCAGGUAUUAAAGCAUCUUGUUCUACGAUUACCUGUCCUUCCCCGAAAUCAAGAUGGACCGUACGUCGUACAAGGAAAUCACCACCAAGCGCAGCAUCAAGUACAGCUACUACUCCUCGUCUGGCGACGCGUCAAAACCGACCCUUCUGUUCGUGCAUGGUUUCCCGUCAACCUCGUAUGACUGGCGUAACCAAGUCGCGUUCUUCAAGGCGAAGGGCCACUCAAUCAUUGCGCCUGACAUGCUGGGCUACGGUGGAACGGACAAGCCAGCAGAGACAGCUCUGUACAAGCACAGCGCGAUGUGCGCGGAUGUGAUUGACAUUCUGGACGCGGAGAACGUGAGCAAGGCGAUCGUGAUAGGACACGACUGGGGUGCACCUCUUGUGGGUCAUUUGGCUGUACGCUACCGAGAGCGCUUCCUCGCAUUCGCAUUCCUCGCGGUCGGCUACACACCAUCGUUCGCGAACUUCAACUACGAGACCGCCAUGGCCACGGUCAAGCAAGCCAUCGGCUACGAGCCUUAUGGCUAUUGGCGGUUCUUCGUUGAAGAGGGUACCGACCAAGUCAUGAAGGACCACUUGGAGUCGACGCUCGGGAUCAUUCACCCCGCAGACCCUGCGACUUGGAAGGAAGAUCUCUGCGUACCUGGGGCGGCGAAAGCGGCACUUCUUGCAGAUAAGAGGACUCCGAUAGCCUCUUACGUAACUCCGGAGGUGAAGCAGCACCUGACAGAUAUGAUCGUCAAAGACGGGCUCGGCGGCGCACUGAAUUGGUACAAGGUGAUCCUCAGCGGUCUCGCCGCAGAAGACGACAAGGGCAUCCCCCAGGAACGACUCCCCCUUCCUCUUCCAGUGUUGUAUAUCGGUGGGAAGCAGGACUGUGUGAACCCGUCUGCGCUUGCGCUGCGGACGUCGACGCAGCUGUGUUCAGACCUCACGGUGAAGGAGCUAGACACGGGCCAUUGGCUCCAGCUGGAGGCCCCAGACGAGGUCAACGAGACGCUGAAGGAGUGGGUCGAGACUGUCGAGAAGAAGGCGAAGUUGUAAGUUAUGGAAGGGAAGUGGCAAGAUUUGGGUGACAUCUAGGUGCAUGUACGAUAUUGGGACGGAUCGUGUACAGCACAACAAUCAGGCAAUCAUGUACUCGACUUGUACACCAACGUAGUCCGUUGUCGUGAUCCUCUUUGCUCACGGAAACACCUCCGGAAAGGAAAGGAAAUGCAUAUUAAAGAGCCUCCCACUUUUCGCGUGCGUUAGUGCAGCAUGCAUGACGUGGGUUGCUUUCAUUGGGGGGAGGUUCCUUGCAGGGCGUAUUUACGCUCCAGGAAUGGAAAGUAUCAAAU